This is a messenger RNA of Malania oleifera, 2903 nucleotides long. RefSeq names its product trifunctional UDP-glucose 4,6-dehydratase/UDP-4-keto-6-deoxy-D-glucose 3,5-epimerase/UDP-4-keto-L-rhamnose-reductase RHM3-like. The transcript is spliced from 3 exons. Bases 658 to 2658 code for a protein of 666 amino acids. The record is from RefSeq and is a predicted model, not a curated record. Lineage: Eukaryota; Viridiplantae; Streptophyta; Magnoliopsida; Santalales; Ximeniaceae. Gene Ontology annotation, molecular function: dTDP-glucose 4,6-dehydratase activity. Gene Ontology annotation, biological process: nucleotide-sugar metabolic process.
GAAAAUUAAAAAGAAAAACGCCCCUUUAUUCAAGAAUAAUGCACUAGUCCGAAAAAUCAAAAAGCAUAAAUUAUGAAAAAGAUUGAAGAAACUAAUGCAUCCGAUCUGAAAAUCUCCAUUUGCAUUUUUGUUUUUGGAAUUCAGUUUAGGGCAUGAAAUUAAUUAAUCACAGUUUUAUAGUCACCGAUGAACAUCGCGAUGGGUCUGACGCCAGCGAGAUCUUUCCUUUCAUCCUUGACUUCAUGUUUAAUGUGAAACCCAUCAUCAAUCUCCACGCCAUUCCACUUUUGUCGGGGACCCGUAAGUACCCAAAAUCAAAAGUUUGAAAAUUUCCUCUCUUUUUGUUUUUGAAUAAUCCCCAAAUCUGGAUCAUCUUCUACAAUCUAAUGUGUAUGUGUUUAUCUUUGUGUCUCUCUCAUUCUGACGAGUUUGCGAAUUGGGCACCGUGAUACGUGCCAUUUUAUCCUUAAAAAUAGUCAGAGACCCGCUUAAGCUCUAACAAACCGCGACCCUCCCCUGCACUUUUCUAUUACGUUCUAUAGAUCUCUCUUCAUCCCAAAACUGCAUUCUUCUCAAUCUCUCCAGUACUCUGUUCCCCACUCACCACUUUGUAAUUGAUACUGGCUACAGUGAAAAAAGGGCAAUUACCUAUAAAGAAUGACAUCUGAUAAAAAAGAUCCAUAUGUUCCUAAGAAGAUCCUAAUAACGGGGGCAGCUGGUUUCAUAGCAUCCCAUGUGACCAAUCGUUUGAUCAAGAACUAUCCAAGCUACAAGAUUGUGGCACUUGACAAGCUAGAUUACUGCUCAAGCAUUGAGAACCUAUGCCCGUCUCGCUCCUCUCCCAACUUCAAAUUUGUCCGGGGCGACAUUGCCAGCGCUGAUCUUGUAAACCACCUUCUGAUCACAGAAGAAAUAGACACCAUAAUGCACUUUGCUGCACAAACCCAUGUAGACAAUUCCUUUGGGAACUCUUUUGAAUUCACCAACAAUAACAUCUAUGGCACUCAUGUCCUUCUUGAGGCCUGCAAGGUCACCCGGCGCAUCAAGAGGUUCAUUCAUGUUAGUACUGAUGAAGUAUACGGUGAAACUGAUCUCGAGACCGAUAUUGGCAAUCCUGAAGCUUCUCAACUGCUCCCUACAAACCCAUAUUCAGCCACCAAAGCUGGCGCUGAAAUGCUUGUCAUGGCCUAUCAUCGGUCCUAUGGCCUCCCCACGAUCACCACCCGAGGGAACAAUGUGUAUGGUCCCAACCAGUUCCCUGAAAAGCUUGUCCCCAAGUUCAUUCUGCGAGCCAUGAAAGGCGAGCCAUUGCCCAUUCACGGAGACGGGUCAAAUGUGAGAAGCUAUCUAUAUUGCGAGGAUGUUGCGGAGGCAUUUGAGGUGGUUCUCCACAAGGGCGUGAUUGGGCAUGUUUACAAUGUUGGCACAAAGAAGGAGAGGCAAGUGCUUGAUGUUGCCAGGGACAUUUGCAAAUUGUUUGGAUUGAAUCCAGAUGAAGUUAUAGAGUUUGUCCAAGACAGGCCUUUUAAUGACAAGAGGUACUUCCUGGAUGACCAAAAGCUUAAGAAGCUUGGAUGGGAGGAAAGGACUACAUGGGAGGAAGGCUUGAAGAUGACAAAGGAGUGGUAUACUAAGAAUCCUGAUUGGUGGGGCGACAUUACUGUUGCUCUUCAUCCUCAUCCUGGCAUUUCCCUCAUUUCUCUUUGUAAUGACGAUGACUGUUCCGUGCGGCAAAGGGGCACAAAAGAUUGCUCCUAUGCCAGUAAAGGCGAGAGUACUACCAAUAGAAGUUCUUCAACUUUGAAAUUUUUGAUUUAUGGAAAAAGUGGUUGGAUUGGAGGGUUGUUAGGAAACCUCUGUAGGGAUGACAGGAUCGAUUUCGAGUAUGGAAGAGGAAGAUUGGAAGAUAGGAAAUCCCUAGCAGAGGAUAUAGCAAGAGUUCGUCCAACCCAUGUGUUCAAUGCCGCUGGGGUCACUGGGAGGCCUAAUGUUGAUUGGUGUGAAUCACAUAAGGUGGAAACUAUCAGGACUAAUGUAGUGGGUACCCUUACUUUGGCAGAUGUUUGCAAGGAGCAUGGCCUCUUAAUGAUGAAUUUUGCAACUGGGUGCAUAUUUGAGUACGAUGAGGGGCAUCUCGAAGGGUCUGGUAUUGGAUUUAAGGAGGAUGACAAGCCAAAUUUCAUUGGUUCGUUCUACUCCAAGACCAAGGCUAUGGUGGAGGAGCUUCUAAGAGAGUACGAGAAUGUGUGCACUCUUAGAGUUCGAAUGCCAAUAUCAUCAGAUCUUAGCAACCCACGGAACUUCAUCACAAAGAUCACACGAUAUAACAAAGUGGUUAACAUACCCAAUAGCAUGACAGUUCUAGAUGAGCUCCUACCUCUAUCAAUCGAGAUGGCAAAGAGGAAUUGCAGGGGAAUAUGGAACUUCACUAAUCCGGGUGUCGUAAGCCACAAUGAGAUCUUGGAGAUGUAUAGGGAUUACAUGGACCCAAAAUUCAAAUGGGUGAACUUCAAUUUGGAAGAGCAAUCCAAGGUAAUAGUAGCACCAAGGAGUAACAAUGAACUGGACUCAUCGAAGCUAAAGAAUGAGUUCCCUCAGUUGUUGUCAAUUAAAGAUUCAAUUAUUAAGUAUGUUUUUGAACCCAACAAGAAAACUUGAACAUAGAUCAAUGUUGUUGAAAUUGAAAAUAAAAUAGGCUUCUGUGUUGAGGAAUGGUGGUGACUUAUGGGAGCACAACAUUUUUUAUUCUUGUCUUUUUUAUUAAUUUUCUUUGUUUUUUCAAUAGCCAAUGUUUUACAGUUAAUUUAUCUUUUUGGAUUAUCCCCUGAUGUAACUUAUAUGAUUUGUCAUCUCAAUUUAAAAUUUUGAUCUUAUAUUUAGUUAUUUAUUUCACUUUUUUUUUU